UUGGUUGCCAAUGUACACAAAAAUCGACUCGAGAGAAUUAUAUAUUUCGUGUGUUCCCUGACUCUCUGCAUAACAAAAUGCCCCCUAAACAGGGUUCAGCAGGGAAAAAGAAGCUGUCAAAGGCAGAGAAAGAGAAGCUUAAAGCGGAGGAGGAAGAAAGGAAAGCUGUUGAAGAAGAGGAAGCACGCCAGAAGGCAGAAGAAGAAGAAAAAGAAAGAAAGGAAAAAGAAAAACUUGAAGAAGCAGAAAAAAGAAAACUUGAAAAUGCUGAGAAGGAGAACCGUCGUCAAGAGAUGCUGGCUCUCACGGACCUGCAGGAGGGGAACCAGAACAGACUCAAUGAGCUCAAUAAUGAUAGGAGGAGAAAGGCUAAGUGGGCUCGUUACAUGCGUUGUGAUGGUUCCCCUGAUCCGACAAUCCCAGGAGAGAUAAACACAUACAUCAACCUGAGGCUGGAGGAUUCCAAACACAAUGAUAUCGACAGUGUCCUCAAACAAGGGGACCUCGACCUUAGUUUGAUCAAUGAGUUAGACUACCUGCUGGAGGACACACCAGAGUCAGAACUUGACAUUGAUGAGCUGGAGCGAUACAAGAGUCGCCCGAAUGGUCGACAAGAGCUUAUACAACUACUUAAGCAUACGAGAGAGGACCUGCAGCAGCUGAUCCAGACAAAGCUAGAUGCAGCGACAGUGAUGAUCCUGGGGCAGGCGACAGACCUGUGUGAUACUGAGACGUUCAACCUUCACUACCUAAAGGCCAACUCCGAGAUCUGCCUCUGCAUCUGGGGAAACCUCUCCAAAAAUCCCAGGAUCAAGUUGUUUGAGUUCAAAGAGCGAGGUUUCCAGUUUGAGAUCCCACGUCUGCUCACGUUGUCGGAUGUUGGGUUCCGUGUGCUGCUCACCCAGUAUGACCACUACUCCUCCACAUGCAAGUCAUACUACCCCAGGAAGAAGAAGAAGGAAGAGCCUAUUGAGGAGGUCAAGGAGGAGGUUCAGGAGCAGGAGAAGAAGGAAGAGGAGGAGGAGAAAGGAGAUGAGGCGGCGGAGGAGGGCGCUGAGAAGGAAGACACUGAGGACCUGAUGGCGAUGUUGCGGCAAAUGAAGGGAGAGGCCCCACCAGAGGAGGAAGAAAAGGUUGAGGAGGUGGAGAAAGCGGAAGAUGUUGAAGAGUUUGAAGACCCCAUUACUCCAGCUUGGCAUGAUUGGAGAAUUGAGCCCCCAGAGUGGGAGGACUUUGAUGAGGAUGAAGAUGUAAUGGACCUGCGGGCAAACCAUGUACUGGGCGGGGUGUUUCAUUUCAACCUGAUGCAGCUCCCACCCCAGCCCAAGACUGUCAACAACUGGGUCAUCACCAGAUUGGUGGACCCUCCUGUGAUUGAGUAUGUAGACUAUGUUGCGGACACAAUGAACCCCCUGUUGAACAAGGAGGGGGCCUCACCAAGCCAGGAGAAGGAAAAGGCUGCGGACACACAGAAGAGGGAUGAGAAGCCCCCAAUAGCAGUCACACUCAGGUUGCCCAUGGGGUGUCUGUUCACAGAGGAGCCGCAGGUCGCCCGCUGGGAUGACAAGAAGAAACACUGGCGCCAGGACGGCUUUACUGACUUCAAAUAUAACGAAGAGACACGGAUGUUUUCCUUUAAGACGGCAUAUUUCGGGACAAUGGCCCUGUUACAGGAUGCCCACAUCAACAUGCCAUUCCAGUCAUGGGAACUCCGCCCUCACAAGACAAACUCUGCUGUCCUCACCAUCAUAGCUGCUAUCAUUGAGAUUGAAAUUGAAAUCAAGGACGCCAUGUGCUGCCUAAGCAAGCCCGAUGACAAGCCAGAGCUGGAACACAUUAAAGGGCGAUGGCUCACUCCCAAAGAUUUGAUCAAGACGCUUCGCAAGGCUGGUAUAAAUGUGUUCCCAGCUGAUGACUCUGCCAAAUAUGUCAGCAUCCAGGAUAAGCAUCCAGUGAUUGAGGAGUGGUGUUAUGAGCAGAUAGCCCUGGCUGCAUCAGCAUACGCAUUCUCAUGGUCCAAAUGGAACAGCGAGACCCAGGACCGUGAGAAACUGCUCUUCCAAGGGGCAGAGUCCCUUGAGGAUCAGCCACUUCCUGAAGAGGACUGGUCCCUGUUCCUAAUGACCAAGCGCAGGAGCUUGAAGCUGAAGAUGACCGAGUUUGACGACGCCUACUCCGAGGACUAUGCCGAGGGCACUGCUUUCAAGUCAAACCUGUACCACCUGUUGACGGAAUACUCCACAAAGGAUGCAAGGGAGCGGAUAAUGGACACCAACUUUGAGUUUACGGACUGUGUACAUCAGCUACUCUCUGCCACAAAAGUCCUCACAUACGCCUAAAGCCUGGCUCACACAGGGACUUUAGUCAAUCAAAGUUGUUAGACAAUGCAUCUUUGAUUUAAAACUGUUUUUGAACAUCAUCUCAAAGAAUUGGAAUGCUCCUGAGUAAAAAAAAAUGGAUAAAUAUUGUUGUUGUUUUGACAUUUGUUUGAGCAUAUUGAAAUAUGCAUUUAAUUGUGGUCUUUAAGAUUCUUUUUUACUAUAUAUCUAAUAAUUUUACUUUAUUAUUUUCAAAUUGAAUAAAACAUUUUUUUUUACAUUGUGAAAAUUUUAAAGGUUACAUGUACAGUAUUUUGUUAUUAGAUUGAACACAUAUUUGAAGCCACAUCCGUCCAAUAUUUAUUUCAAUAUGUUUCUUGUUUGAGUUGACAUAUGUAACAAUUGCAUAUUUGAAUAAAAAAGUAUACUUAUAAAAAUAUCUUGAUUCCUGCCAUACUAUUCAAUUUAAACUGGGAGUAGGAUUGUUUUU
Molecule: messenger RNA, 2808 nt
Organism: Mya arenaria
Lineage: Eukaryota; Metazoa; Mollusca; Bivalvia; Myida; Myidae
Product: dynein axonemal intermediate chain 7 homolog
Exons: 21
Coding region: 78-2339 (753 amino acids)
Cellular component (GO): axoneme
Molecular function (GO): microtubule binding; beta-tubulin binding
Source: RefSeq, a predicted model, not a curated record